AUCGAAAGUGAAAGAUCAAGCUUGAAAUUAAGAGAACACGAGACACAGAAUUAUAUUCUUUCAUGAUAGUACCUUUCCCUUUAGUGCUUCUUAGUUAUUCCCUGGUAUUUAGUUCGUUUUUAAAUCGUUUCAUUCAUGAUAAGAAGAUCUGUUAUCUCUCCCUUCCUGUUAAUCUGUGAUCGAUUAGUUUGGUCUGGAACAUCCGCGCUGCGGAAAACAACACAACUUGGUUAACGUCUGCAUUUUCAGAGGACUUAACACCACAGCCUGCAGGUCAUGGGGUUGACCAAGCAGUACCUGCGCUACGCUGCCAGCGCAGUGUUUGGAGUGAUCGGCAGUCAGAAAGCAAACAUCGCGUAUGUCACCCUCAGAGGAGGAGAGAAGGGGCGCUACGUCGCCGUGGCUGCGUGUGAACAAGUGUUCAUCUGGGACGUCCGGAAAGGAGAGAAGGUCCUGAUCCUGCAGGGGCAGAAACAUGAGGUGACCUACCUGUGCGCCUCACCUGAUGGGAUCCACAUCGCUGUGGGCUACGAGGACGGCGCUGUGAGAAUCUUCAGUUUGAUGAAUGGAGAGAGCAACGUCUCUUUCAACGGACACAAGUCUGCUGUCAGCAUCAUACGAUACGACGCGCUCGGAGCUCGGCUCGUCACCGGGUCCAGGGACACAGAGGUGAUCGUCUGGGACAUAAUCAACGAGUGUGGGCUGUACAGACUCAGAGGACAUAAAGACGUCGUCACGGAGGCUUUGUUCCUCAAAGACAAGAACCUGCUGGUCACCAGCUCCAAGGACAGCUUUGUGAAGUGGUGGGACCUGGACACGCAGCACUGCUUCAAGACCAUGGUGGGCCACCGCAGCGAGGUGUGGGGCAUGCUGCUGUUGAACCGGGAGAGCAGACUGCUAACAGGCUCAGCAGACAGCGAGCUCCGAGCGUGGGACAUCAACUACAUUCAGGAGGAGAAAGCUGAGGGAGAGCCGGAGGUGAAGAAGGUGAAGACUCUGCUGGAGGAUGAUGAUGAGGAUGGAGACAAUGAGGAAGGGGCGGAUGAAAGUCUUGAAGAGCGGAUCUUGAGUUGUAAGAAAGCCGGCUCCAUCCUGAGGGAGGCCAGAGACCGAGUCGUCUCCCUGACGUCAGACGCCAAAGCCAGAGUCAUCGCCUGCCACGGCAAUGACUCGGUCUUGGAGCUCUUCACGGUGCUGUCAGAAGAUGAAGUGCAGAAGAGAAUGUCGAAGAAGGUGAAGAAAGCCAAAAAGAAGGCAGCAAAAGCUCAGGAGGAUGCAGACGAGGAGGCAGCAGAGCCGGUGGUGGAGAGGAUGCUGAAGGACGAGAUCAUCAGACUGACCAACAUCAAGGCAUCCUCAAAGAUCAGGUGGGUGGACUGCCUGUCGUGUGUCGGCGGCGAGCUGAAGGUGGCGCUGCUGCUGCAGAACAACACCAUCGAAACGUACAGCCUGAAACUUUCAGACAAAACCCUCACGCCCAACAAGACGGCUCGCCUCACGCUCGGCGGCCACCGCACGGACGUCCGCACGAUGGCGUUCAGCUCGGACAACCUGGCCGUGCUCUCUGCGUCCGGAGACACCGUCAAAGUUUGGAACAGGUCGACUCUGCAGGUGAUCCGCACCAUGGCCUGUGACUACGCGCUCUGCUCCCUCUUUGUGCCCGGAGACAGACAGAUCAUCCUCGGGACGAAGACCGGGAAGCUGCAGGUCUUUGAGUUGGCCUCAGGAACCCUCCUGGAGACCGUGGAUGCUCACGACGGAGCUCUGUGGUCUCUGUGCCUCGCCCCAGAUCAGAGAGGGAUUGUCACAGGCGGUGCAGAUAAAAGAGUGAAGUUCUGGGAGUUUGAGCUGGUGAAGGACCAAGGGAGCAGCCAGAAGAGGCUGACGGUGAAACACACACGCACUCUGCAGCUGGAGGAAGACGUCCUGUGUGUGAAGUUCUCCCCCGACCACAGACUGCUGGCUGUCUCUCUGUUAGACUGCACCGUGAAGGUCUUCUACACCGACUCCCUGAAGUUCUUCUUGUCUCUGUACGGACACAAGCUGCCUGUGCUGUGUUUAGACAUCUCACACGACAGCACUCUCAUCGCCACGGGCUCCGCUGACAGGAACGUGAAGAUCUGGGGUUUGGACUUUGGCGACUGUCACCGCUCCAUGUUCGCUCAUGACGACAGCGUCAUGUUCCUCCAGUUCGUCCCAAAGACUCAUCUUUUCUUCACGGCGGGGAAAGACAAGAAGAUCAAACAAUGGGACGCCGACAAGUUUGAGCACAUCCAGACUCUAGAGGGUCAUCAUCGGGAGGUCUGGUGUCUGACCAUCAGCCCUAACGGAGACCACAUCGUGUCGUCAUCCCACGACAAAUCUCUGCGUCUGUGGGAGAGGACGAGGGAGCCCAUCAUCCUGGAGGAGGAGCGGGAGAUGGAGCGAGAAGCAGAGUUUGAAGAGAGCAUGGCCAAAGGAGACAUGCCUGUGGUACCCGGAGAGACUGAAGGAGAGGCCGCACCAGCCGGGAAGAAAACUGUGGAAACCGUCAAAGCUGCUGAGCGAAUCAUGGAGGCUCUGGAGAUUUUCAAAGAAGAAGCCAGGAAGAUGGAGGAGCACAAAUACGCCUCUGAGAGAGCGGUCAACAAGCUGCCUCCCCCCAAACCCAACCCUAUCCUUGUCGCCUUUGGAAAUGUGACACCGUCUCGCUACGUGUUAGACGUCAUCAAGAAGGUCAGAUCAAGUGAGCUGGAGGUGUCUCUGCUGGUGUUACCGUUCCCUUACAUCCCCGAGCUGCUGAAGCUCUUCAACAGCUACAUCCAGCAAGGCCUGGAGGUGGAGCUGGUGUGCCGCUGCCUCUUCUUCCUGCUCAGGAUCCACUUCGGUCAGAUCUCCAGUAACCAGAUGAUGCUGUCGGUCAUAGACGACCUUCGGAACAACACGCUCUCAAAAGUGCAAGAGAUCAGAGACGUGAUGGGCUUCAACAGCGCAGCGCUGCAGUUCCUCCAGCGGGAGAUCGAGAGCAAAGAGGACGUGAUGUUCUUCGCCGAGGCCACGGGUCAGCUGAAGGAGAAGAAGAAGAGGAGGAGGAAAAGGGAGCGAGCCGUCCUGACCAUCGCUUGAAUCAUUAACUGACUGAUUACUCACAUCCAUCCUCGAUGGUUUCCAGAGGUGCAGGAGCGUUAACUCCGUUUGUUUUUGUAUGAAGUACUGAUCGGAUGUACCAAAGUGUUCUUCAGUGACAUGCUCCGUUUCCAGAAUAAACUGUGUCUGACUUUUCUCACA
Notolabrus celidotus (New Zealand spotty) is the source of this 3267-nucleotide messenger RNA. RefSeq names its product WD repeat domain 3 (gene wdr3). Gene Ontology annotation, biological process: maturation of SSU-rRNA. Gene Ontology annotation, cellular component: Pwp2p-containing subcomplex of 90S preribosome; small-subunit processome. Gene Ontology annotation, molecular function: protein binding; snoRNA binding. The record is from RefSeq and is a predicted model, not a curated record. Lineage: Eukaryota; Metazoa; Chordata; Actinopteri; Labriformes; Labridae. The coding region runs from base 277 to 3105 and encodes 942 amino acids. The transcript has 27 exons.